Molecule: messenger RNA, 603 nt
Organism: Macroventuria anomochaeta
Lineage: Eukaryota; Fungi; Ascomycota; Dothideomycetes; Pleosporales; Didymellaceae
Exons: 2
Cellular component (GO): membrane
Molecular function (GO): transmembrane transporter activity
Source: RefSeq, a predicted model, not a curated record
UUGCUCUUACUAUGGAUUUUCAUUGCAGGUAUCAUGAAAGAUAUGGACCAGAGUGCAACGACGCAAGCCUACGUCAGCGGCAUGAAGGAAGGCAUGGCAUUCUACGGCAACGAGCUGAACUGGUUCCAACCCUACUUCUCCAUCGCUUACGCCAUCUUUAUUGUGCCGUCACAUAUGCUCCAGAUAAAGCUGCCUCCAUCUCUUUGGCUUCUAUUCGCAGAGAUCGCCUGGGGAGUCCUAACAUUUGUUGAUAGCACCCACAAAGCAAAAACGGCCGCCACGAUUUACAUCCUCCACAUCCUCCUUGGAGCUCUCGGCGCAACCUCGUGGCCUGAAUUCACUGCCCUCAUCAUGACAUGGUACACACCAACCGAGCUCGCUUUCCGCCUGGCCAUCUUCAACGAGUCACUGACUCGGCUGGCAACAAGCUGUACACAAUUACCAAGUCAAUCUCAUCCCUCUUGGCGGAUACGAGUUGCAGAUCAUAACGCACGUCGGCAUCAAUGCGCUCGGCGAUUGGAAAGGCUGGCGCUGGCCGAUCUGCGUUGGUUCAGGCGUGGUACACAUUGUGGCGUGUGGCACCCUGACAGGCUGGUUGAGUAG